Suncus etruscus (white-toothed pygmy shrew) is the source of this 1397-nucleotide messenger RNA. It is a transcript of the gene G6PC3, whose product is annotated as glucose-6-phosphatase catalytic subunit 3. NCBI's taxonomy places the organism in Eukaryota, Metazoa, Chordata, Mammalia, Eulipotyphla, Soricidae. The record is from RefSeq and is a predicted model, not a curated record. Gene Ontology annotation, biological process: gluconeogenesis; glucose 6-phosphate metabolic process. Gene Ontology annotation, cellular component: membrane. Gene Ontology annotation, molecular function: glucose-6-phosphatase activity. Bases 116 to 1156 code for a protein of 346 amino acids. The transcript is spliced from 6 exons.
GAGGCGGGGCCUGCGGCGACCGCUGGCGUGGGGCGGGGUCUGAACCGCCCGGCUAUUCCCCUUCGGCUUUGCAUCCCCCAGGAACCCUGGCCCGGAGUGUCCCUGGGUGGGCACCAUGGAGUCCAUGCUGAGCCUGGGCAUCGUCAUGGCCGAGACGCUGCAGAAUCAGCUGCCCUGGCUGGAGAAUUUCUGGCUGCUUGCUACCACCGUAGGCGACCCCAAGAUCCUCUUUCUGUUCUAUUUCCCCGCCGUCUACUAUACCUCUCGCCGAGUGGGCAUCGCCAUGCUCUGGACCGGCCUCAUCUCCGAAUGGCUCAACCUCAUCUUCAAGUGGCUUCUGUUUGGAGACAGGCCCUAUUGGUGGAUCUACGAGUCAGGCUACUACGGCAGGUUCCCAGCCCAGGUUCACCAGUACCCCAUUUCCUGUGAAACUGGCCCAGGCAGCCCUUCCGGACACUGCAUGAUCUCAGGAGCUGCACUGUGGCCCAUCAUGACAGCCAUCUCUUCCUAUGUGGCCACAAAGACCAACAGGUACUGGCUGAGAAUGAUUCCACUCCUGACCUACUGUGUCUUGUUAUUGGCCAUUGGCAUGUCCCGGGUUUUCCUCUUAGCACAUUUCCCUCACCAGAUUUUGGCUGGCGCAGUCAUUGGCGCUGUCCUGGGCUGGCUGCUGGCCCCCCAAGUACCUAUGGAACGGGAGCUAUGCUACUAUGGGCUGGCCUCACUGGCCAUCUUGCUGGGUGCCAGCCUCUUCUACUGGGUCCUCUUUACAUUGGGCUUUGACGUUUCUUGGUCCAUCUCCCUGGCAUCCAAAUGGUGUGAGCGGCCUGAGUGGGUGCACAUCGACACCCGGCCCUUUGCCUCCCUGAGCCGUGAUGCAGGGGCCAUGCUGGGCCUGGGCAUCGCCCUGCACUCUCCCUGCUAUGCCCAGAUACGGCGUGCAUACCUGAGCAAUGGGCAGAAGAUCGCCUGCCUCCUGCUGACCAUGGCGCUGCUUGUUCCGCUUGAAUGGCUGGGCUACCCCCCUCAGAUCAGUCUUUUCUACAUCUUUAAUUUCCUCAAGUAUACUCUAUGGCCCUGCCUUGUCCUUGCCCUGGUGCCCUGGGUUGUGUACUCACUCAAUGCCCAGGAAUUGCCCCCCAUCCGUUCUUCCUGAUAUCUAGCACCUCUUGCUCUGAAGCCAACACUCCCUCAUUUCCACACCCCAAGCAAGAAGCAUCGCUUUCCCUGCCAGUCUCCUUCCACCACGAAUGCUUCUCCGGCCACCUGGUCUUGGCCUCCUUUCUGAGGAGAGGAGUUUACCCUACCACCCCACCUGGGACACAGAGGCAAAUAGAAAGUUCUCAACACUGUGACGGGCUGAGGUCAGCCCCAAUAAAGCCCUUUGACAUUUCUUA